AUGGUCGCCACUAGAAGACGCACGGAGCCAGCCCAAGUGUCACCACCAGCUGCGAAAAAAGUGCUACCUAUAAAAAGACCUGUGACAAAGGAGACGAAAGAGGUCGAUAAAGAGGGAUCUGUCAAAGAGCAGAAGAAGGUGAAGUCAGAAAAACGACCAAAGAAGGAUGCGGAGGUGAAGAAGAGCGUCGAAGAAACUGAGCAAGAUGAGGGAUCACGAAAACGAAUACUCCCUUCUCGAAAAGAGGCGGUUGACGUUGAGAAAAAGUCGCUGAGUAGGCGAAGUCUACCGCCACUUGUGGCACCUGUCGAAGAAAAGAAGUCACGAAUUGAACAAAAGACCCCGGUGGUGCGCAAAAAGGCAGGAAAACGGAAGUUAGUGACACCCGACUCCAACGGGGUUGAGAAAGGUGCCGAUACGGCUGAUUUCCCCAUGGGUAAGCGAAGUCUGCCACCACUUGUGGCACCUGUCGAAGAAAAGAAGUCACGAAUUGAACAAAAGACCCCGGUGGUGCGCAAAAAGGCAGGAAAACGGAAGUUAGUGACACCCGACUCCAACGGGGUUGAGAAAGGCGCCGAUACGGCUGAUUCCCCCAUUAAGUCAUUGAAAGCUACAAAAUUCAAAUCGGAGCAAGGCUCGUUCCAGAAGGAAGGCGACAUGGCAGAAGAGAUGAAGCAGAAUGGGAACUCAGAUAGGUCUCCUGUAGAAAGCAAGUUGGAAGAAGAAAUGAAGCAGACGGCGAAGGAGAAACCGAAGCACGAGCAGGACGAAGAUGAUUGGGAGCAGUUUGGAAAUUCUAGCGGCGACGAAGAUGAGCCGGACAGGUCCAAACUGAAGAAAAAGGAAGCUAAGAAAAAGGUCAAAUCCUCUAAAGCUGCGUCUAAGCCAUCCAAUGAAGACGAGGAUGGGGAAGAGUCGUCGAGCUCGUCGGCUGCGUCUGACAGUGAAAGCGAAAGCCUUGCAUCGGCAGUAGCUUCUUCAGGAGAGGAGCCAGACACUGAAACUGAAACAGAAGCCUCUUCAGCAGUUGAGGAUCCAGAUGAUAGCGACGCGAGCUUCUCCCCAUCCAAAGCAACGUCAAAGCAAACGAAACGGCGUAGUGGGGAGAAGGGCGGACCCAGCAGUCGACCGCAAGGCGGAAGUUCAAAAUCACAAGGGAAGUCGCGGGUUUCGUCCACAAGUAAAUCAACAAAAUCUCGUGAAAGCGCUGCCUCUAAAGCGUCAGUGAAAAUCCCACCUUCGCGCCCGACGUCCUCCAAACCUCUGAGACCUUGGCAGAAGGUGAACGAACAACCAGUUGUGGAAGGUGAUAUCGUUGUACCUGUAAGAACGCUGAGGCGUGGAGAGAGAAAGAUGGCGAAGUUCAGGGUCUUAGCAGCAGCAUUGGCUGUUGGAAAGAAUGUCGAAAUGACACAGGAAGAAGCCAGUCGAAUUGUUUCCGGGAUGAAAGCCAAGUGCGUUACAAAAGAUGAUCAUAUAUUGCCUUCAGCAACCUCAGCAAAUGCGGAGAAUACGGAUAAUGACGCAUCAUCUUCUGAAGACGAGUGGGAGGAGAUGGUGCCUGUUGAGACUGAAGAAACGAAGGGCAAGCAUGUGCAAGUUACGCUCAAGAAAGCUGAAGAAAAGGACUGGUGGGGGCUGUAUCUCAAGCAAGAAGUAAACAAAUGCGUAAGGGAUAACUGGGAAAACUGCCACAAAGUCAAUAUCCUAUGCUAUAUCGGUCAUCUACAGUAUUUGAGAAAAGUUAUACUGGAGGAGAGUCUCAUUCCAUCAUUGAUGCUGACCAUGAUGCCGUCCGGAUACCAGGCUUUAGUAGGCAAGCCUAUGACGCUUGAAAACGCUCGAAAGAUGAUCAAGUAUUUUCACAGCUCCUUCAAGGCAUCUGGGGCUCCCAUUACUUUCGAACCAGGUCUGUGCCGCUUCGAUGCAACCGCACGCUACUCAGAAAUGGUCUCACGGCAGGAAUUCGAAACCGACGCUGAUCGUGCUGUUCUCCUUUUCGCCCUCUUCGUUUCUAUGGAAUGCAUUGCGCGCAUCUGCGUAAACACGCAAACAAUACCAAGGAAAUGGGAUGCGAAAGUGCUCAAAGAUGUUGCGAAGAUGAAGGCAAACUCCGAUGUUACGAAGAUGAAUGUAAGCUCCGGCUCAUCUGCCGACUCAUCGAAAGAGAAAACAAAAAGCAAGGGCACUCCAAAGAAGAAGACGGAUGGAGCCGAUCACAAGGGGAAGAUUCGCAAUUACUGGGUUGAGUACUGGGACAGGAAGCAGAAUAAAUGGAUAUGUGUGGAUCCGCUUCGAGUGACCGUUGACGACCCAAAUUCAAUUGAGGAGAAUCUGUCGAAACCUGUCGUUUAUGUUCUGGCUAUUGAUAGCGAGGGUGGCGUACGUGAAGUAACCGCUCGAUAUGCAGCAGACUUCUCGCAUCCGAACUUCCGUCGAAACAGAACUGAUCAAAGUUGGCUGGCAAGAACACUCAGAAAGAAAAUGAUUCGAGCAGAACCGAAGAGAGCCCAGCUUGAAGAUGUUCAGCUUCGGCAAGAGCUUGUUAACAAACCUCUACCAGCCACCUUGUCUGAGUAUAAGAACCACCCUUUAUAUGUUCUGGAGAAGGAUCUUCUGAAGUUCGAAGGUCUUUAUCCGAGAGCGGAAGAUCAAAAGCCUUUGGGAGAGGUUCGAGGUCAUAAGGUAUACCCUCGGUCCACAGUAUAUACAUUGCAAAGUGCAACAAACUGGAUAAAGAUGGCCAGGAGCGUGAAGGAAGGGGAGAAAGCAUACAAAGUGGUGAAAGCUCGGCCAAAUUUGCGUGUUCCGGCUGAAGAGCGUGAGCAAAAAUAUUUGGACGUCUUUGGGUAUUGGCAGACUGAACCAUUCCGACGACCAAAAGGCAAGAUUCCACGAAACGAUUUCGGCAAUGUAUACAUGUAUGUGCCAUCUAUGUGUCCAGUUGGAACUGUUCAUCUGCGUCUCCCCGGUCUUGUAUCUAUUGCUCGACGUUUGGGAGGUCUGGAAUGUGUUCCAGCACUUGUCGGAUGGGAAUUUAAUUCAUGCACGAAUUUCCCUAUAAUUGAAGGGGCUGUUGUGCUUGAAGAAGAUGUCGACAAAUUCAUUACAGAAUACAAACGAAUCGAAGCGACCAGAGAAGAACGUGAAAACAAACGUCGAGAAGAACGUGUGUUUGGAAACUGGCGUAAACUCAUCCGUGGAAUACUUCGACUUCAUUACGUCCAGUCAAAGUUUUUGGCAACAAAGCCCAAGGCAAAGGGAAGGAAGAAGAAAGAAGUGAAAGAGGAAACUGAAGAGCAGAAUGGCGUCAUCGACAGAACUGUUAUGGCAGAGCGUCAAGUCUUUACCCAUGAUGACCUAAUGAAUCUGAAACGUUAG
Molecule: messenger RNA, 3381 nt
Organism: Cooperia oncophora
Lineage: Eukaryota; Metazoa; Nematoda; Chromadorea; Rhabditida; Trichostrongylidae
Source: the annotation of a GenBank genome assembly